UCGUCAAGCAGUAGCAGCUCGUCAAGCAGUAGCAUUUCCUCAAGCAGUAGCAGCUCGUCAAGCAGCAGCAGCUCCUCAAGCAGCAGCAGCUCCUCAAGCAGUAGCAGCUCGUCAAGCAGCAGCAGCUCCUCAAGCAGUAGCAGCUCCUCAAGCAGUAGCAGCUCGUCAAGCAGUAGCAGCUCCUCGAGCAGUAGCAGCUCGUCAAGCAGCAGCAGCUCCUCAAGCAGUAGCAGCUCCCCAAGCAGUAGCAGCUCGUCAAGCAGUAGCAGCUCCUCAAGCAGUAGCAGCUCCUCAAGCAGUAGCAGCUCGUCAAGCAGCAGCAGCUCGUCAAGCAGUAGUAGCUCGUCAAGCAGCAGCAGCUCGUCAAGCAGUAGCAGCUCCUCGAGCAGUAGCAGCUCAUCAAGCAGUAGCAGCUCCUCAAGCAGUAGCAGCUCGUCAAGCAGUAGCAGCUCGUCAAGCAGUAGCAGCUCGUCAAGCAGUAGCAGCUCGUCAAGCAGUAGCAGCUCGUCAAGCAGUAGCAGCUCGUCAAGCAGUAGCAGCUCGUCAAGCAGUAGCAGCUCGUCAAGCAGCAGCAGCUCGUCAAGCAGCAGCAGCUCGUCAAGCAGUAGCAGCUCCUCGAGCAGUAGCAGCUCAUCAAGCAGUAGCAGCUCCUCGAGCAGUAGCAGCUCGUCAAGCAGUAGCAAACAGCACUUCACGAAAAGUUCGUCGUCUUCCGGCACUAUCGACUGUGAGUUCUUCUCUACGUUUCUGCAAGAUUCACCCGAAUGUCAGAGCACAGUAGAAAAUAAACAUACACUAGACUUUAGUGUCUACAAUAGUUUUAAGGGAUACGGAAAUUCAAGAAUUGUAAGAAUUGUACAUGUAUCUCGCUCUGUGAGUGCAUUUACUCUGCCUAAAGCAAAAUACAGGAAUACAAGUACAUGCUCCAGUGAAUACUUGAAGACGAUGGUUUCUCACGAGCCCAAUAUGAUUCGGAGCCAAAGCACGUUAGCAGGCCAUGACCUGUACCACAGAGAGGUGAAGGAGAGCACGAAGCAUGAAACGUGUGGUUGUCAAGAGGAAACUGAAGUUGAACUUACCUCACACCAAGGUACAACCAACUGCCGCAUUGGCGCUCAUCCACUAGCAGCUGAAGGUGAGUUCCUUAACCAAAAUCCCUCAAACACAGGAAACAGAAAGUACCAGAUAUCUUACAACAGCAUUGUGGCAUCAUUUACUACAGGUAACUCAAGACCAUCAAGAAAUUCAGUAUCAACCCACAGCAGCUCAAGCAUUCCAAGUUAUCCAUCAAGCAGUUUAGCAGAUUCAAGUCGUGCCUUACCAAGUUCAGCUGACACCUCAAGUUCAAGAAGUUCAAGCAGAAGCAGUUUCUCAAGGUCAACUAAUCUGGCAAGCUCAAGCAGCGCAACAGCUUCCAGCAGUCUGGCAACCUCAAGCAUGGUCACAGCUUCCAGUAGUCUGGCAGCCUCAAGCAGUUUGGCAGCUUCCAGCAGUCUGGCAACCUCAAGCAUGGUCACAGCUUCCAGUAGUCUGUUUGGCAGCUUCCAGCAGUCUGGCAACCUCAAACAGUGCAACAUCUUCCAGCAGUCUGACAACCUCAAGCAGUGUAGUAGCUUCCAGCAGUGUGACAACCUCAAGCAUGGCAACAGCUUCCAGCAGUGUGGCAACCUCAAGCACAGUCUGGCAACCUCAAGCAGUGUAGUAGCUUCCAGCAGUGUGGCAACCUCAAGCAUGGCAACAGCUUCCAGCAACGUGGCAACCUCAAGCAGUUUGUUUGGCAGCUUCCAGCAGUGUGGCAACCUCAAGCAUGGCAACAGCUUCCAGCAGCCUGGCAACCUCAAGCACAGUGUGGCAACCUCAAGCAGUGUAGCAGCUUCCAGCAGUGUGGAAACCUCAAACAGUGUAGCAGCUUCCAGCAGUGUGGAAACCUCAAACAGUGUAGCAGCUUCCAGCAGUCUGGCAACCUCAAGCACUUUCCAGCAGUGUGGCAACUCAAGCAGUUUGGCAGCUUCCAGCAGUCUGGGCAACCUCAAGCAGUGUAGCAGCUUCCAGCAGCUGGCAACCUCAAGCAGUUUGGUAGCUUCCAGCAGUGCUGCAGCCUGGCAACCUCAAGCAGUGUAUGGCAGCUUCCAGCAGCCUGGGCAACCUCAAGCAGUGCUAGCAGCUUCCAGCAAGUGUGGCAACCUCAAGCAGUUUGGCAGCUUCCAGCAGUGUGGCAACCUCAAACAGUUUGGCAGUUUCCAGCAGCCUGGCAACCUCAAGCAGUUUGGCAGCUUCCAGCAGUCUGGCAACUUCAAGCAGUGCAACAGCUUCCAGCAGCCUGGCAACCUCAAGCACAGUGUGGCAACCUCAAGCAGUUUAGCAGCUUCCAGCAGUCAGACAUUCUCAGCAGCUUCCAGUAAUCUGGCAACCCCUAGUAGUCUGGCCGAAUCCAGCAGUGUGGCAACCUCAAAUAGUGUGGCAAUCUCUAGUCUUGGAACAUUAAGCUCAUCAUCAGGAUCAAGUUAUUUGGCUUCAGUGAGCAAUUCAGUGGGCACGAAUAUCAAUGUGGGAGGGAACACUAACAGUUUAGUAUCUCUAAUUAUAAUCAAUUCAGGAACAGUAAACAGUGUAGAAUUAUCCAGUAGUCUGGCAACCUCAAGCAGUUUGGCAGCUUCCAGCAGCCUGGCAACCUCUAGCAGUACAGCAGCUUCCAGCAGUUUGGCAACUUCAAAUAGUGCAACAGCUUCCAGCAGUCUGGCAACCUCAAGCAGUGCAACAGCCUCCAGCAGUGUGGGAACCUCAAGCAGUUUGGCAGUUUUCAGCAGUCUGGCAACCUCAAACAGUUUGGCAGCUUCCAGCAGUCUGGCAACCUCAAGCAGUUUGGCAGCUUCCAGCAGUCUGGCAACCUCCAGCAGUGUAGCAGCUUCCAGUAGUGUGGCAACCUCAAGCAGUUUGCAGCCUGGCAACCUCAAGCAGUGCAACAGCUUCCAGCAGCCUGGCAACCUUAAGCAGUGUAGCAGCUUCCAGCAGCCUGGAAACCUCAAGCAGUGCAACAGCUUCCAGCAGUCUGGCAACCUCAAGCAGUGCAACAGCUUCCAACAGCCUGGCAACCUCAAGCAGUCAGUCUGGCAACCUCAAGCAGUUGGCAGCUUCCAGCAGCCUGACAACCCCAAGCAGUACAGCAGCUUCCAGCAGUCUGGCAACCUCAAGCAGUUUGGCAGCUUCCAGCAGUCUGGCAACUUCAAGCAGUGCAGCAGCUUCCAGCAGUCUGGAACCUCAAGCAGUUUGGUAGCUUCCAGCAGUCUGACAACCUUAAGCAGUGUAGCAGCUUCCGGCAGUGUGGCAACCUCAAGCAGUUUGACAGUUUCCAGCAGUCUGGCAACCUCAAGCAGUUUGGCAGCUUCCAGCAGUCUGGCAACCUUCAAGCAGUUUAGCAGCUUCCAGCAGCCUGGCAACCUCAAGCAUUUGGCAGCUUCCAGCAGCCUGGGAAUCUCAAGCAGUUUGGCAGCUUCCAGCAGCGUGGGAACCUCAAGCAGUUUGGCAGAUUUCAGCAGCCUGCCUGGCAACCUCAAGCAGUUUAGCAGCUUCCAGCAGCCUGGCAACAUCAAGCAGUGUAGCAGCUUCCAGCAGUCUGGCAACCUCAAGCAGUUUGGCAACGUCCAGCAGUCUGGCAAUUUCAAGCAGUGUAGCAGCUUCCAGCAGUGUGGCAACCUCAAGCACUUCCAGCAGCCUGGCACCUUCAAGCAGUGUAGCAGCUUCCAGCUGUGUGGCAACAUCAAGCAGUUUGGCAGCUUCCAGCACUUCCAGCAGCCUGGAAACCUCAAGCAGUGCAACAGCUUCCAGCAGCCUGGCAACCUCAAGCACAGCCAGGCAACCUCAAGCAGUGCAACAGCUUCCAGCAGCCUGGCAACCUUAAGCAGUGAAGCAGCUUCAAGCAGUGUGCAGUCUGGCAACCUCAAGCAUGGCAACAGCUUCCAGCAGCCUGGCAACCUCAAGCAGUUUGGCAGCUUCCAGCAGCCUGGCAACCUUAAGCAUAUGGCAGCUUCCAGUAGCCUGGCAACCUCAAGCAGUAUGGCAGCUUCCAGCAGCUUGGCAACCUCAAACAGUUUGGCAGCUUCCAGCAGCCUGGCAACCUCAAUCAGUAUGGCAGCUUCCAGCAGUGUGACAAUCUCAAGCAGUUUGGCAGCUUCCAGCAAUGUGGCAACUUCAAGCAGUUUGGCAGCUUCUAGCAGUGUGGCAACUUCAAGCACUUCCAGCAAUGUGGCAACUUCAAGCAGUUUGGCAGCUUCUAGCAGUCUGGCAACUUCAAGCAGUUUGGCAGCUUCCAGCAGUCUCGCAACUUCAAGCAGUUUGGCAGCUUCCAGCAGUCUUGCAACUUGCAGCUUUGAUUUCACAUCUUCAAAUUUGGCCAGCAGUUUAGAAAGCAGUUUGACCAACCUCAAGAGUUCCGAGGCUCUCAGUUCAGAGAGCAUAGCAGGGAAAUCCACCUCAAGUAGUUUAGGAAUCUCUAGUUCAUUUGCAUCUGUUAGUGCUGACCCAUCAAGUAGUGAAGCAACGAAAAGCAGCCCAGCCAUCUCAAGCAGCUUUGUAAUCAUAACUUUUCCAACGACCCAAGUCACCACAAGCAAGCCAGUUCCUGUAAGCAGCUCAGCAGCAACAGGUUCAAAUUCAGGAUAUUCAAGUGGAGAGACAAGUUCUUUGGAAUCGCAAGUGAAGUCACACAUAGACACUGCACCAAGCUCAAGCAGUUCUCCAAGCAACUUCAAUCCAAGUUCAAGCAUUUCUCCAAGCAACCCAAGUUCAAGCAACCCUCCGAGUUCAACAACCUCAAGUUUCAUUAGUUCAAGAUCUUACAGUUCAGUUAACACAAGUUCUGUUAGCUCAAGACCUAGUUCAGGCAGUAGCAGUUUAAGCAUCAGUGCUAUUUCAGUCUCGACCAAUCUGUCAUCUGUUUUAAGUUCCAGCUUGUCAAGCUCUAACUUGAGUAGCUCAGUUUCAGUUAGUUUAAGUUCAAGUAGCUCAAGUUUCAGCAAAUUGAGUUCAGGCUGUAGUAGUUCUAGUUCAAGCCCUUGUAGUUCAAGUUUGAGCAGCUCUGUUAGACUGAAUAUCUCAAGUGCAAGUAGUUUAAGUUUAAGCAGUGGUAGUUCUGGCAAUAGUUCCAGCUCAAGUUUCAGUAGUUCAAGAUCUUACAGUUUAAUUAAUACAAGCUCUGUUAGCCCAAGACCUAAUUCAGGCAGUAGCAGUAUAAGCAUCAGUGCUAUUUCAGUCUCGACCAAUCUGUCAUCUGUUUUAAGCUCUAAUAGGUCAAGUCUGAGCUUUUCAAGUAGUUUGAGUUCCUCAAGUCCAAGUAGGUUAAGCUCAAGUUUCAUCACUUCGAGUUCAGGCUCUAAUACUUCCAUUUCACGUUUCAGUAGCUCAAGUACUGCAUGCUUAUUUCCAAGUGUAUCAAGUAUUAGCAAAUCAAGUUGCUCAACUCUUAGCAGUCAGAACUCAAGUAUUUCAAUUUCAAACAGUUCAAUCUUAAGUCCAAGCCUUUCAAGUCUUCCAAGUUAUAGUAGUAAAAGCCUAAGUAGUUUGGGACCAAGCAACCAUAGAUUUAGUGGCUCAGGCUUUAGUACUCCAAGCUUGAACAGUCCAAGUGUUUCAGUUUCUAUAAGUGGGGAACUUAAUUCAUCAAACUCUUUGAGUAUUACAAGUUCAAGCAGUAAGAGACCUGGUAGCCAUACUCAAAGUGGUUCAAAAUCUGACUCUUCAAAUCUAAGUGCAACAAGUUUAAGUACUUCAAGCGUCAGCCAACCAUAUUUAAGCUUUUCCAUUUCUGUAAAAACAAGUUCAGGGUCUAAUAGUUCUUUAAGAUCGAAAAGUUCAAGUCAUAGCACCUCGAGCUCAAGUUAUCCUAGUCUAAUUACCCUGAGUCCUGGCAUCUCAAUUUCUUUGAAUCUGAGUAGCUCAGUUUUAAAAUGCUCAACACCUUACUUGCCAAGUUUGAGUAGUUCAAGUUUUAGCACCGAAAACUUCAGUAGUUCGAGCAUUAGCAUCCCCAGAUUAAGCAAUUCAAGUCUCAUUUCAUUUUCUAUGAGUCAUGAUUCUAGAAGUUCUAGCAACUUGAUGUUAAGCACCUCAAGUCCAAGUGUCCAGAGUUUGAACAGUUCAAGUCUUAGUACCCAAAGUUUAAGUUGUUCAAGAUCUAAUACCCCAAGUUUGAGUGAAUUAGGUUCAAAGAGUCCAAGCAUAGGUUCCAAUGAGAUUUCUUGCAGCUCAGUUUUAGGUGGUGUAGGACUUAGUAGUUUCAGUCCUAGCAUCCCAAGUGUGAACAGUAUCUCAACUGGUAUCUCAACUUCUAUGAGUCUUAGCAGCUCAAUUUUAAAUGGCUCAACACCUAACCUGCCAAGUUUGAGCAGUUCAAGUUUUAGCACACAAAACCUUAGUAGUUCAAGUGUUAGCAUCCCAAACUUGAGCAAUUCAAGUCUCAUUUCAUUUUCUAUGAGCCAAGGUUCAAAUCAGAGCUCUAGCAGCUUAAUGCUAAGCACCUCAAGUCCAAGACUAAGCACCCUAAGUUUAAGUGUUUCGAGUCAUACCAUUCUGGCAUUGAGUAGUAGUUCAAAUCUCACUACUCCGAGCUUAAGUCAUUCAGGUGUUAGCAGCCAAAGCUCAAGCCUAAAAUUAAGCAGCUCAGGUUUAAGCAGCUUGAGACAUAGCAUUUUGAAUGAGAGUUUUAGCAGCUCUAUUCUGAGUAGUUCAGGACCUAGUAGUUUUAGCCCUAGCAUCCCAAGUGUGUACAAUUCAAGUCUUAGCAGUUCAAGUUUGAGUGGUUCAGUCUCUAUUACUUCAAGUUCAAGUCUGAAUCCAAAUAGGUCAAGUCUGAUUACCUCAAGAUCUGGUAUCUCAGAUUCUAUGAGUCUGAGCAGCUCAAUUUUAAAUUCAAGGUUUAGCACCCAAAACCUCAGUAGUUUAAGUAUUAGCAUCCCGAGCUUACGCAAUUCAAGUCUUAGCAGUUCAAGUUUGGGUGGUUCAGUCUCUAUUACUUCAAGUUCAACUCUGAAUCCAAAUAGGUCAAGUCUGAUUACCUCAAGAUCUGGUAUCUCAGAUUCUAUGAGUCUGAGCAGCUCAAUUUUAAAUUCAAGGUUUAGCACCCAAAACCUCAGUAGUUUAAGUAUUAGCAUCCCGAGCUUAAGCAAUUCAAGUCUCAUUUCAUUUUCUAGCAGCUUGAUGUUAAGCACCUCAAGUCCAAGUACCCAGAGUUUGAGCAGGUCAAGUUUUACCCAAAGUUAUAAUGAGAGUUCUAGUGGCUCAAUUCUCAGUAAUUUAGGACCUAGUAGUUUCAGUCCUAACAUCCCAAGUGUGAGCAGUUCAAGUUAUAGCAACCCAAGUUUGAGUGAUUCAGGUUCUAUUAUUUCAAGUUUAAGUCUGAAUCCGAAUAGCUCAAGCCUGAGUACCUCAGGAUCUGGUAUCUCAACUUCUAUGAGUCUUAGCAGCUCAAUUUUAAAUGGCUCAACACCUAAUCUGCCAAGUUUGAGAAGUUCAAGUUUUAGCACCCAAAAGCUCAGUAGUACAAGUAUUAGCAUCAUCUUGAACAAUUCAAGUCUCAUUUCAUUUUCUAUGAGCCAAGGUUCAAAUCAAAGCUCUAGCAGCUUAAUGCUAGGCACCUCUGGUCUAAGUACCCAGAGUUUGAACAGUUCAAAUCUUAGUACCCAAAGCUUAAGUUAUUCAAGCUCUAGCACCCCAAGUUUGAGUAGGCCAGGUUCAAAGAGUCCAAGCUCAAGUCUAAGCACCUCAGGAUGUGGCACCCCAAGCUUGAACAAAUCGAUUCCUAGUCAUUUCAGUCUAGUUCAGAGUAGUAGUUCAAAUCUCACUUCUCUGAGCUUAAGUCAUUCAAGAGUUAGCAGUCCAAGCUCAAGCUCAUAUUCAAGCAUUCCACUUUCUAUGGGGUCUUGCUCAAAUCAGAGAUCUAGCAACUGUGUUAUCACCAUUUCUAGUCCAAGCAUGCAAAGUCUGAACAGUUUAGGUCUAAGUAAUCCAAGCCUGAUUAGUUCAAGUUUUAGCAUUCCAAGCCAAAGAUGUUUCACUUCAGAUUCUGUGAGUCAAAGCUCAAAACUGAAUUCCAGUAACCAAGGUCUAAGUGGUAGUUUGGAACUAAGCUUUUCACAUUCUAUGAAACCAAGUCAAAGUAAUUUGAGCCCUAAUGUUUCAAUUUCUGUUAGUUCUAGCAGCCUAGUUCUCAGCAGUUCUGGAUCCAACACUCCAAGUGUGAAGAGUUCAAGGCUUAGUUCUCCAAGUUUAAGUUCAAGCUAUAGCAUCCCAAGUUUAAGUAUGUCUGUUUCUAUGAGUCCAAGCAUAAGCCUACAACCCAGUAGUUCAGUUCUAAGUACUUCAAGACUAGGCAUAUCAAGUUCAAUCAGUUCAGGUUUUAGUAUCCCAAGCUUAAGUAGUUCAAGUCUUAGCAGUCUAAGUUUAAGCAUUUCACGUUCUGUGACCCAGGGCUCUAACCAAAGUUCUAGUAGCUUAGUUCUCAGAAGUUCUGGAUUUGGCAACCCAAGUUUGAACAGUUUAAGUCAUAGUAUCCACAGCUUAAGUAGUGUAAGUCAUAGAAGUCUGAGUUUGCGACCAAGCAUUUCAGUUUCCAUGAGCCCAAGCCAAAGCCUCAACUCGAGUAGCUCUAGUCAAAGUAACUUAAGACCAAACAUUUCAAUCUCUUUAAGUUCAAAUGACAGUUCCAGUAGCCCAGCUCUAAUUACUUCAAUACUCAGUGCAAGUACAUCAAGUCAUAGUUUUGUGAGAACUAGUACUCUAAGGCAAAGUUCUUCAAAUCUCAGUAUCUACAGUUUGAGUUUGUCACAAUCUAUGAGUCCAAGCUCAAGCUUAAAAUCCAGCAUCACUCUAAGAUUGGACAAUUCAAGUCUUAGUACCCUAAAUUAUAGCAGUUCAACUCUUAGUACUCCAACAUUAAGUUGUUCAAGUCUCAGCAUCCCUAGUUCUUCAAGUUCUAUGAAACUGAAUUCCAAAAGUUCAAGUAGUUUGGGACCAAGCAUUUCCUUUUAUAUGAGUCCAAGUAGUUUAAGACCAAGUAUUUCAAUUUCUGUAAGUCGAAACUCAAAUGAGAGUUCAAAUUCUAGUACCCAAAGUUCAAGUAUUCCACUUUCUAUGAGUUCAGCUACUAAGAAAACUUUCAGUAGCACAGUUCACAGCAGUCCUGGAUCCAGCACUCUAAGUUUCCCAAGCUUAAGCAUUUCAAGUCAUAACCGUCCAAGCUCAAGUUAUUCUAGUCAUAGUAUCCCAGUUUUAAGUCUAUCUAUGAGUCCAAGUUUAAGAUUAGAAACCAAUAGCUCAAUUCUAAGUGCUGCAAGACCAAGUUUGAUCAGUUUAGGUCUAAGUAUUCCAAGCUCAAGCAGUUCAAGUCUUAAUAGACCAUAUUCAAGUAUUUCAGUUUCUAUAAGUCAGGGGCCUAAUGAAAGCUCUAGCAGCUUAGUUCUUAGUAUUUCUGGAUCUAGUAAACCAAGCUUGAACGGUUCUAGUCUUAGUAUUCACAGUUUGAAUAGUAAUCUUAGUAUUCUAAGUAGUUCAAGUAUAAGCAUCCCCAAUACAUCAGGCUUCAAACUGAAUUCAAGCAGCUCAAGCAUUUCACUCUCUGUGAGUCCACUUUCAAAGGUAAACUUCGGCAGCUCUAGUCCAGGUAUCUUAAGACCAAGUAUUUCCAGUAGUCCAGUUUCAAAUGAGAGUUCUGGCAGUGAAGUUGUUAUUAGUUCAAGCCCUUAUAUCCCAAGUACAAGUACCUUUGUUUCUAUGAGUCCUCUUUCUAAUCAAACUUCUAGUAACCUACCUCACAGCAGUUUUGGAUCCAGUUCAGUGCUUAGUGUCAGAAGUAUUUCAAGCCAUUCUAGUGCAAGUUUUAGUAAUCCAAGUUCAAGUAAUUCAAGUCUUAGCAUCCCAGGUUUGAGAUUAUCAGAUUCUGUGAGUCUAAGCUUAAGCUUAGAAUCCAAAAGCUCAACUCUAAGUUCUUCAGGACAAAGUAUAUCAAGUAUGAUCAGUUCAGGUUUCAGUAUCCCAAGCUCAAGUGAUUUAAGUCUUAGUAGCUCAUGUUCAAGUAUUUCAAUUUCUGUAAGUUUUAACCAAAGUUCUAGCAGAAGAUCCAGAUCUAGCACUUCAUAUGUGAGCAGUUCAAGUCUAAGUGCUCACGGCUUAAGUAGUUCAAGCUAUAGCAGUUUGAAUAGCAGUUCAAUUCAUAGCCUUCCUAGUAUUAGUCCUGCAAGUUCUGUGAGUUCAAGCUUGAAGCUAAAUUCCAGCAAGUCAAGUCUUAGUAGUUUGGGGCCAUACAUUUCACUUGCUGUAAGUUCAACCUCAGGGAUAAAUUUCAGCAGCUCUAGUGCAAGUAGUUUAAGACCAAGUAUUUCAAUUUCUGUGAGCCCAAGCUCGGAUGAGAGUAGUACUCCAAGCUUAAGCAGUUCAAGUAUUUCAAUUUCUAUAAAUCUGGUUGGUAAUGGAACUUCUAGUAGCCAAACUCUCAGUAGUUCUGGAAGCAGCAUUCCAAGUUUGAAUAGUUCAGUGCUUAGUUUCACAAGCUCAAGUAUUUCAAGUAAUUGUAGUUCAAUUCCUAGUACUCAAAGCUCUAGUUGUCUUAUCAUCCCAAGUUUAAGUGCAUCAAGUUCUGUGACUCCAACCUUAAUCUUAGAAUCCAGCAGCUCAGUUCUUAAUACUUCAGGAUCAAGCAUAUCAAAUUUAAAAAGUUCAGGCCUUACCUUCAGUGGUUCAAGUCUUAGUAGACCAUGUUUAACUAUUUCAUUUUCUUUGAGUCAGGGAUCUAAUCAAAGUUCUAGCAAUUCACUUCCGAGUAUUUCUGGACCCAGCAGACAACAGUUGAGGAGUCCGAGUCUAAGUAUUCAGAGCUUGAGUAGCUCAAGCCACAGCAGUCCAAGUAUAGGUAUCAGUUCAACUCCUAGCAUUGCUGGUUUGAGUUCUAUGAGUCCAAGCUUACAGUUGAAUUCCAGCAGCUCAAAUCUGGGGCCAAGUAUUUCACUUUCUAUGAGUUCAGUCUCAAGGCUGAACUUCUGCAGCUCCUAUCCAAGUAGUUUAAGACCAAGCAAUAUAAUUUCUUUAAGCCCAAGCUCAAAUAAGAGUUUUAGUAGUACAGUUCCAUUUAGUUCAAGUUCUACUAUCCAAAGUUCAUUCAUUUCAGUUUCUAAUAGCCAAACUCUCAGUAGUUCUGGAUUCAGCACUCCAAGUUUGAACAAUUCAGUACAUAGUUCCACAAUCUUAAGUAUUUCAAGUCAUAGUAAUCAAAGUCUUAGUACUCCAAGAACAAUUUUUUCAAGUAUUGGCAGUUCAGUUUUGAGUAGUGCUGUGAGUCUAAGCCUAAGUUUAGAAUCCAACAGCUCAGUUCUUAGUACUUCAGGACUAAGAUUAUCAAACAGUGUAGUUCCCAGUAUCUCUGGAGCCACCACAGUAAGUUUGAGUAGUCUUAGUCCAAGUACUCAUAACUUAAGUACCUUAAGCCAUAGCAGUCCAAGUUUGAAUAGCAAUUCAAGUCAUAAACUCCCUAGUUUUUCAAGUUCUAUGAGUUCAAGUUUAAAGCUGACUACCAGUAAUUCAAGUCUAAGUACUAAACUAAGCCAUAGCAGUCCAAGUUCAAAUAGCAGUCCAACUCACAGCAUCCCUAGUUUUUCUUCAAGUUCUAUGAGUCCGAGCUUAAAGCUGAAUCCCAGCAGCUCAAGCCUUAGUAUUUUGGAACUAAGUACUAGCAGUGUUCUAAUCAGUUCAAGUUCUAGUACCCUAAGUUCAAGUAUUUCAGUUUCCAUGAGUUCAUUUACUAAUCAGACUUCUAGUAGCCAAGCUCACAGUAGUUCUGGAUCUAGCAGUACAAUUUUGAACAGUUCGGUGUUUAUUUUCCCAAGGUUAAGUGUUUCAAGUCAUAGUCCAAAUCUUAGCACUUCAGAUUUGCAUGUAUCAGGUUCUGUGAGUUCAAGCUUAAGCUUAGUUCUUAGUACCUCAGGACUAAGUAUGUCAAGUUUGAUCAGUUCAGGUCCUAGUAUUCCAAGGCCAAGUGGUUCAAGUCUUACUAGCCCAUGUUUAAGCAUUUCACUUUCUGUGAGCCAGGGCCCUGAUGAAAGUUCUAGCAUACAAGAUUUGAGCAGUUCAAGUUUAAGUACUCUAAAUCUACAUUGUUCAAGUCUUAGUACCCCUAGUUUGAGCUCUUUAAGUGCUAUGAGCUUGAAGCUGAAUUCCAGCAGCUCAAGUGGCAUUUCACUUUCUCUGAGCCCAAGCCCUAGUAGUUCUAGCAGUCCAUAUCUAAUCACUUCAUGUUUGAUCAGUUCAAAUGCAAGCAUCUUAAGGUCAAGUAUUUCGAGUUCAAUGAAUGCAUUUUCUAAUGAAACUUCUAGUAGCAUUAGUCUCACCGGUUCUGGAUCCACCACUUCUGGUCUAAGCAGUUCAAGACUUAGUUUUCCAAGCUUAAGUAUUUCAAAUAGUAAUACAAGCCCUAGCAUUCGAAGCUCAAGUUUGAAUACAUCUGUUUCUGUGAGUCUAAGUUCUUCAGAACUAUACAUAUCAAUUUUGAUAAGUUUAAGUCUUAGUAUUCCAAAACUAUGUAGUUCAAGUCUUAACAGUCCAUAUUUAAGUACUUCAUUUUCUAUGAGCCAGGGCUUUACUAAAAGUUCUAGUAGCUUAGUUUUCAACAGUUCUGGAUUCAGUACACCAAGUUUGAAAAUUUCAAGUCUUAAUAUGCCUAGUUUGGACACGUCAGGUUCUAUGAUUACAAGCUUAAAGUUAAGUUCCAGUAGCUCAGAUCUUAGUAUUUUCCGACCAAAUCUUUCAUUAUCUUUCAGUUCACGCCCAAGGCUAAAAACUAGUAGCUCUGGCCUUAGUAAAUCUAUAAGUUCAAAUUCAAAAGGAAGUUAUGGCAGCUCAGUCAUAGUUAGUUUGAUAAGUUCAAAACCUAGUACCCCGAGCAGUUCUGGAUCAAGCACUCUAAGCAUAUCAAAUCCUAGUUUCGAAAGCUUAAGUAUUUCAAGGCAUAGUCAAAGUCUUAGCACUCCAACUUUAAGUUGUUCUGUUCGUAGCAUCCCAGCAUCAGGUUCUAUGAGUACAAGUUUAAGCUUAAAUUGUUCAAUUCUAAACAUCCCAAGUACUUCAGGUUCUAUGAGUCCUAGUUUAAAGCUUCCUUCCAGCAGCUCAAGUCUUAGUAGUUUGGGACCAAGGACUUCAUACACUUCUAUGAGCUCAGUUCAAAUCAUAUCAGAAUCUGGCACAUCUAGCUUGAUUAGUUCAAGUCCUAAUAGUGGUUGUUCAAGUUCUAGCAUCCCUAUUGUGAGUUCUUCAAGUUUUGGUAGUCAUUGUUCAUAUAUUUCAUCUUCAAUGAGCCAAGAUUCAAAUCAAAGUUUUAGCAGUUCAGUUCCAAGUUCUCAAUCCAGUAUUCUAAGUCUCAAUAGCCCGAGUCUUAGUUCCCAAAAGAUAAGUUUUUCAAGUUCUAGUAUUUUGAGCUUAACUCCUUCAAGUCUUAGUAUCCCAUGUUUAGUGAACCUGUCAGAUUCUGUGAUUCCAAGCUUAAGCUUAGAAUCCAACAGUUUAUUUCCAAGUAUUUCACUUUCAAUGAGUUCAAGCUCAAGUAUAUCAGUUUCUGGUAGUGUAAGCUCAAAUCAGACUUCUGUGCCUUCAGUUUUCUAUAGUUCAGUCCCUAGCACAUUAAGUUUAAUUAGUUUGAGUCCUAGUAUUCUGUCUAGUCAAUUUCCAGGCAUGAGUAGUUUAGAUUUAAGCAGCCCAUAUUCAAUUGAUUCAAGUUCUUUAAAUUCAAGCAUUUCACUUUCUGUAAGUCCAAGCCCCAGCUUAAAUUUCAGCAGUUCAAGUCUAAAUAAGUUGAAGACUAGUAUUUCAAUUUCUGUGAGUUCUUGUUUGAUCCAGAGUUCUAGCAGUUCAUUUCUGUUUAAGAACCCGAGCGUGAGUAGUCUUAGCAGCCUGUGUUUAAGUGAAUUGGUUUCCAUGAGCCUAAGCUUAAAUCAAAGUUCUAGUAACUUGAUUCUCAGUAGUUCUGGACCCAGUGCCACAAGUAUGAGAAGUUCAAGUUAUAGUGGCCAAAGACUGAGUAGUAGCUCAAGUCGUAGUUCUUCAGUCUCAAGUUGUUCAAGUAUUAGUAUCUCAAGUUUGAGCUCAAGCAUUAAGCUGAAUUCUAGUAGUUCAGAAACAAAUAUUUCAGUUUCUUUGAGUCAAAGCUCAGGCCUAAAUUCCGGCAGCUCAGAUGUAAGUGCAUCAAGCUUAAGGAGUUCACUUCCUAGCAUAUCGAUUAUGAGUAGUUCAUGCUUUACCACCUUAAAUUCCAUUACCUCAAGUUCAGGUAUUUUAGAGCCCAGCAUUCCAAUUUUGAGCAUUUCAAGUUUUAGCACACCUUUCAUAAUUCAUAUCAAGCUGAAUUCCAGCAGCUUUGAUAUAAAAAGUUUUUCAGUAUCAGUGAGUCCAAGUUCAAACCUAAAUUCCAGUAACUCAAAUAUAUUUAGUCGCAGUUCUAUCAGCUCAGUUUUGAGCAUCCCAAGUUUGAACCCAACCUUGAUGCAAAAUUUCAGCAGCUCAGGUUUAAGUAGUCCAGGAUGCCACAUUUUGGUUUCUAUGGGGUCAAGCCCAAGCUCAAGUUCCAGCAGCUCAAUGCUAACCUCAGGUUCUAUGAGCCAGAGCUUAAGCAAAAGUUCAAGCAGCUCAGCCUUUUUGAACUUUGGACCUACUAUUUCACUGUCUGUGGGUCCAAGCUCAUGCCAGAGGUCUUGCAGUUCACUUCUAAGUAGUACAGGACCUAGUAUAUCAAGUUUCGUCACUUCCAGUCUUAACAUCCCGAGCUUAAGUAGUUCAAGUUUUAUCAUCCCUAUUUUGAGUAAUUCAGGUUCUGCGAGUCAAAGCUUGAAACUGAAUUUAAGUAGCAGAGGAUACACCACUCCAAAUUCAGUCCCAAAACCAAGUACUUCCCUUUCUGUAAGUACAAGUUCAAAUCAGAAUUCUAGCAACUCAUUUCUGAUUAGUUUAUCAAGUUUCAUAUCUUCAGAACUCAUUAUUCCAAGUCCAAGUAUUUCAGCUUCUAUGAGUACUAGCAGCUCAGUUCUUAGCAAAUCUGGAUUUGGCAUUCCAAGUUUGAAUAGCUCAACUAUCAGUUCAUCAAGCUCAAGUAGUUCAAGUCUCAGUUCACCAAGCUUAUGUAGUUCAAGUCUCAUUUCACUGAGCUUAAGUAGGUCAGUAUAUACUAGUUCAAGUUUUAGUACUUCAAGCAUAAAUUCUUUGAACUUUAGUAUCCUUAGUUUGAAUUUGUCAAGUUCUUUGAGUUCAAAAUUAGUUAAUAGUUCUGGCAGUUCGAGUCUAAGUAAUCCGGGACAAAGCAUUUCACAUUCUUUGAGUCCAAACUCAAGUUUAAAUUCUGCAAGUUCAAGCUCAAAUCAGAGUUCUAGCAGCUCAGUUCUAAGCAGGAUGGGACCUAGCAUAUUGAGGACGAACAGCUCAAGUCUUAGUAACCUUGAUCUAAGUUCAAGCUACAACAGUUCAAGAUUAAGCAGUUUGGGUUUGAACGUUGUAAUUUCUGUUAGUUCAAGUUCAAGUUCCAACAGCUCAAGUAUAAAGAGCCUGAUACAUAGUAUGCAAAUGUCUGUGAGUCCAAGCACAAAUCGAUGUUCUAGCAGCUUAUUUCGAAGUAGUUCAAAAUCAAGCUCAAACUCAAUCAGCUCGAGUCUAAGUAACUCAAAUUUGCUUUUUUCUGGUCCAAGCAUCUCCAGUGUCAGAUGUUCAAGUCUUAUCAGUUCAUGUUCAAGUAUUUCAUUUUCUAUGAGUUCUAGCAGCAUAGAUGUUGGUGUUUUUGGAUCUAACAUCCCAGGUUUGAACAGUUCAAGUCUUCAUACCUCAAGUCUAAAAAGUUCAAGUUAUAGCAGAUCAAGAUUAAGUUGUUCAAGCUCUCCAGGCUUAAUGUGUUCAAUUCUUAGUAACCCAAGUUCUUCAGGUUCUUUAAGUCCAGAGUUACAACUGAAUUCCAGUAGCUUAAUCACUUCAAUGUUUAUGAGUUCAAGCUCAAGUAGCUUGAGUCUUAGUGAUUUAGUGUCUUUAAGUCUGAGCUCAAAUCAGAGUUCUAGCAACUUAGGUCUUAGGAGUUUGAGACCUAGCAUUUCACUUUCUGUAUGUUCAGAAUCUAGUCUGGGUUCCUACAGCUUAAUUCUAAGUAGUUCAGUUCCUAGCACAUUGAGUAUCAUCAGUUCAAGUCCUAAUAUUCCAAGCCUAGGUAUUUCAAGACCUAGCACCCAGAACAGCUCAUUUCUAAGCUCAGGACCUAGUACCACAAACGUAAUAUCUAAUAGCUCAAGUAUAAGUACUUCUGAAGCAAGCUUUAUCACCUCAAGUUUCAGCAGUUCAAGCAGUUCAAGAUUAAAUAGCUUUAGCCUCAUAUCCCUUCGGUCCAGUAUUUCAAAUUUAAAUUCAAAUAUUUCAGUUCCUAUGAGUCCAAGCUCAAAUCAAAGUACAGUUUCAAGCACUGCAAGUCAAAGCAGCUCAAGUCAUAGUAGUCCUUGCUUUUAUAGUUCAAGACUUAGCAGCCCAGAACAUAAUUCAAGUGUUAGUAUCCUGUACUCAAGUCAUUCAAGUCUAAGUACCCUUUGCUCAAAUAGUUCAGGUUUUCGCAGUUCAGAAUUAAGUAGUACAAGCGUUACUAUCCUGUUCUCAAGUCGAUCUGGUCCAAGUACCCCUUGCUCAAGUAGUUCAAGCCUUAGUAUACCAAGUUUGAUUGGUUCAAAUUCUAGUAACUUAUUUUCAAGCCUUUCAAUCUCUAGAAGCUCUGGUCAAUGUAGUUCAGUGUCUAGCCAAGGUCUCAGUACCUCAAGCAUUAGUGGUUCAAGUCUCAGUUGUCCAACUAAAAGUAGUUCUGUUUUUACAAAUCCAGGUUUAGGGCUAAACUCUAGCAGCUCAAGUCAAAGUAGUUUCAGUCCAAUUGUUUCAGUAUCUGUAAUAUCAUGCUUAAGUCUUAGCAGCUCUGUUCUAAACAGUUCAGAAUCUAGCAGUUCCAGUAAUAUUGCCAUAAUGUUAAGUUCAAGUAUUUCAGCUUCUGUGAAAGUAAAUUCUAAUAUCAGUUUAAGCAGCUUAGCUCCAAGUAAGCUCAGAUCUAGCAUCCCAUAUUCAAGCAGCAUGAGUCUAAGUAGCCCCACACCUAAUAUUAUAAGCAACAGUUCAAGUUUUAACUAUCCUAACUCAAGCCUUCCUAUGCAUAUUUUGAAUAGUUCAAAUUAUAGCAUUCCAGUAAGUCUCAGCAUACAAAUUUUAAGCACUUCAAGUCACAAGGGCUCAAGUUUACGUGGUUCAAGUUUCAGUCAUUCAAGCUCAAGUAUUAGUCAAGCUGAUAGUAUUUCAAUUCCCAGUAACCCAAGUUUUAGCCGUUCAAGUCAAAGCAGCUCAAACUUAGGUCAUUUGAGUUCUAGCAGUCUAAACUCAAGUGUAUCAGUUUCUAGAAAUCCAAGUUUAUGUAGUUCAAGUUCUUGCAGCUCAAGCUUCAGUAGUUUAGUUAUUGUUGGUUCAAGCUUAAGUGUUUCAAGGUCUGUUAUUUCAAGUCCUAGCAGUCGAAGUAUAAGAUUUUCUGUUCACCCAAGUUUAAGUAUCUCGAGUCCAAGUAAGUCCUUUACUAUGACUUUAUUCAUAUAUUACUCAUAAUAUUGCUACUAUUAUUACCAAUACUAUUACCAUAGUAAUUAUUCCAAUUUUACCAUCCCUGUCUUUAUUACCACUGCCACCAUAAUGUUUAUUAUGACUAAUAUUACACCUGGAAUGCAUGCUUCUGAACGUGUUAAGAAAAGGAAAAUACAUAAUCGAUCCAAUAUUCAAAUGAAAAUCACAUAAAAGGGAAACAAGGUAAAAGGUUUCAAAUAGUAACUGGACAUAUU
Molecule: messenger RNA, 17855 nt
Organism: Penaeus chinensis
Lineage: Eukaryota; Metazoa; Arthropoda; Malacostraca; Decapoda; Penaeidae
Product: serine-rich adhesin for platelets-like
Exons: 33
Source: RefSeq, a predicted model, not a curated record